Molecule: messenger RNA, 1295 nt
Organism: Chaetomium fimeti
Lineage: Eukaryota; Fungi; Ascomycota; Sordariomycetes; Sordariales; Chaetomiaceae
Product: mitochondrial resolvase Ydc2
Exons: 1
Coding region: 89-1243 (384 amino acids)
Cellular component (GO): mitochondrion
Molecular function (GO): DNA endonuclease activity; crossed form four-way junction DNA binding; flap-structured DNA binding
Source: RefSeq, a predicted model, not a curated record
CUAUCAUUGCUCACCGUAUCCUUUAGCUUCACUCCAGCUUCACCUCACCCUCUGCGACAGUACCGCCAUCACCAGUACCUAUGCCACCAUGACGACCAAACCCCUUCUUGGUGAAACGGGCCUCACCCUCAAGGCACUCUGCGCAUCGUGCGGUCUCCCAAAAUCCGGCACCAAGCCCGUCCUCGUCCAGCGUCUCCGCCAUGCCGCGAGACAUUUCCAGCCCGUCCCCUCUUCAGCUCGCAUCCUCAGCAUCGACAUGGGCCUCAAGAACUUCGCCUUCUCCCUCAUCAGUCCAGCACCCCCAUCGAAGAAAAAAACCCUCUCCCCGAACGACACCCAGCUAGACUCCCCAAUCCGCCUCCACGCCUGGCACCGCCUAGACCUCACCCUCCCCACCAACACCACCACCACCACCCCCCAAACCACCAAAAAGAAAAAGAAGACCACCAAACCAACCACCACCCCCUCAGAACCCCCCCCACCCAACCCAGCCCCGUUAGACCCAAACGCCGACCCCGACGCAGAAGCCUUCUCCCCUUCCACCCUCGCCGCGCUGACGGCAGACCUCGUCAAGACGCGGCUGCUCCCGCUGCGGCCGACCCACGUGCUGAUCGAGCGGCAGCGGUUCCGCACGGGGGGCGCGGCGCCCAUCUUCGAGUGGACGCUGCGCGUCAACUCGCUCGAGGCCAUGCUGCACGCCGCGUUCGCCGCGCUGCGCGGGACGGCUGGUGGUGGUGGUGGUGGUGUGGAGUGGGAGUGGGAUGUCACGUCGGUGCUGCCGAAGACGGUGGCGGAGUUUUUGAUCCCGGUUGGGGAGGGUGCUGGUGCUGGUGCUGGUGUUGGUGGGGGGAAGGGUGAUGGGGAGGAGGUAAAGGGGAAGGGGAAGGGGAAGGCUACGGCGGGGAAGGCGUAUCGGACGUUGAAGAGGGGGAAGGUGGAUAUUAUGGGUGGGCUUCUGGAGGGAGGGGGGAUGGUGGUUGCGGAAAAGGGGCAGGCGAAGGAGAUGGUGAGCUUGUUUAUGGAUGGGGUGGAAAGGAGGGGGGGUGGGAAGGGGAAGGGUGGGAGGAAAAAGAAGGCCACUGAAACUGAAGCGGUUGAGAGGACCGAGGUGGCGGAGGUGGUGACCAAGAUGGAUGACUUGUCGGAUGCCGUAUUGCAGGGCAUGGUGUGGCUCCAGUGGCGGAGGAACUUAGAGGCGUUGAUCAAGGAGCGGCCGGAGUUGCUUGAAGAGGAGAAGGUAUAGCACACCAGAAACAGGGGCAUAUGUGAUUAUUACCAAAUAGGGGGCGAUAUAU